AUGGACGAUGGAUGGUUUGUGAACGACUCGGCGCUUUCAGCAAUCUACGGAGAUGAGUCCCCGCCAGCGAAUCGACAACAACUCUACAAGGAGCUAUGUGAUGAAGACAUUCGACAAUUCGGAAUGCCCACCCUCGCCGAUCGCUUAGAGAAGGAAAAGGGGAAAUUGAAGGGACCAGUUGUGCUACAAAUCACUCGAUUCAGAAACGUCUCCUAUCCGAAGAUCAACGAGGGAUCGCAUUCAUCUGACGGAAUAAUCCGAUUACAUUUGACCGACGGACACGGGGCUGUGUCAGCCAUCAUUUUGGACUACAUUAAGGGAAUCGAUGCUGCAACCCCGCCUGGCACGAAACUGCUGAUCACAAAAGAUGUCGAUUAUGAGGGAGGGUUCAUUUUUCUCACCAGCCAACACAUCAAAAUUCUUGGCGGACAAGUGGAGAAGUUAAUCGAGAAGUGGAGAUUGGAACAAAGCACUGGUGUUGCAACAAAGCGUCACAUUUCAAACGCCAACAAAGCCCCCAAAUGGGUUUCGUUUGGGAAGAAAGCUACUGCUCCAACUGGCGCGAAUAAAGGAUUCAAAGCAAACGAGGUAAUUCAAGGAGCUCCUAAAGAAGCCACCGAAGAGGCGACGGCUUUUGAGCAACAACGAAAAGAGCAAAUCGAAGCGGCAAAGCAGGAAACGAACAAAGAGAAAGUCUUCACAGCGCCACAAAUACAAGGUCCGGUGAAAGCAGCUCCAACGGAAGAGCAACAACAAGAGAUGAGACGAGCUAAAGAAAGGGAACGAGCACAAAAAGAGGAUCGAGGGCACGAUAGAAGACCGAGAAGAGGACGUGGAAGGGGUGGAGAUGACGAUGAUGAUGGGCCGAUUCCUUCCGAGUUUCAAGCGCCCAAAGUGCAAGCUACUUUGUUUGAUUUUGUGGCACAGGCAAGUGGAGCGACCGAGAUUCUCAAUCAGCCGCCACCACCGCCGGUUCAACAACAGCCGACUCGAACAAAUGAUUUCCAGAAAGAUCGUCGAUUCAAUCAGAGAUCGAAUGAUAAUUAUGGAAGACAAGACGACCGAAGAAACAAUUUUCCCGAACGAGCCCAACAAAUCCGACGAGAUGCUCCGAGGGCACAAGGUUUUCAACAGAAACAAGAUAAUUUCAAUCAGGGACAACAAAAGCCUUCCUACAGUCAACAGAAGAAGGACAGAUAUAACUCGAGUCAGCCUAGUCAAGUUGAUACCAAUCAGAAACAACAAAAGCCGACCUACAGUCAGCAGAAGAACGAGCGAUAUGAGUCGAAUCAAUCUAGACAAGGAGAUUUCAAUCAGAAACAGCAAAAGCCUGGUUAUAAUGAGCAACGUUAUGAGAGGAAUGGUCUGGCUUCACAGAGACAAGAGAAUUUCAACAAUCCAAGGCCACAAAAGUAUCCAUUGGAGCGAAAUGAGAGACCGGCCAUAAAUCAAGGAAUGACUUUUGAGAAUACGGCAAGACGAACGAAUAAAGAAGUGUCGCAGAAAAUGGAGAGCUUAACGAUUUCGUCAAGUCGGCCUGGCUCUUCUUCAGCUUCAAAUCGUCAACAACGAGAAGAGAAAGGAUCAAUCGAAUGGAGGGUUGGCGAUCAAUGUUUGGCUCCAUGGGAAGAUGGAAAUAUAUACCCGGCUACAAUCAUUCAACUUGGCCCCGGCCCACAACGAUGCACUGUGCGAUACGAUGAGUAUGGAAACACGCAAGUUCUUCCACAAGGUGUCCUCAUUCGCCAA
Molecule: messenger RNA, 1749 nt
Organism: Mesorhabditis belari
Lineage: Eukaryota; Metazoa; Nematoda; Chromadorea; Rhabditida; Rhabditidae
Source: the annotation of a GenBank genome assembly